AUGCCAGACGGCCACGAAUCCGAUGACGAUGCCCUCUUCGCCGCCCUCGAAAACGAAGACGAUCUGAGCUACCGCGACCAACGCAUUCAACAACUCAACGCAGAACUAGCCUCCCACAAGACAAAUCGCGACAAGUCCAACACAAAUCAUGGCACCGGCCUACGGGACAGCACAUACCCCACACUCGAUGGAGACCAGUCUGUGCUGAACCUGACGACAGACGCUCCACGAUGCAUCAUACAUUUCGCGCACGAUGAUUUUGCCCGGUGCGGGGUGAUGGAUGCGCGGUUGGAGGAGCUAGCCAGUCGGCACUAUGAGGUACGGUUUGCGCGAGUAGACGUGCGGUCGACGCCGUUCCUGGCGGAGAAGCUUGGGAUUCGCGUGUUACCUUGCGUGAUUGGGUUCAAGGAUGGAGUUGGAGUUGAUCGGGUGGUUGGGUUUGAGGGCCUGGGGAAGUUCGGUGCGGAGGGGACGGAGGCAUUCAAUGUGCAAACGCUGGAGAAAAGGCUGUUGUAUAAAAAGGUUCUUACAGAGGCCAAAUUCUCAAGCGAGGAUGAUGACGUGGAGGAGAGUGGCAGUGAUGAUGAUACAGUGCGGAGACGACGUCCUGCGAAAGCAAUUCGCAGCGGAAAUACUCGCCGGAACCACAAUGACGACGAUGACGACUGGGAGUGA
Molecule: messenger RNA, 675 nt
Organism: Penicillium maclennaniae
Lineage: Eukaryota; Fungi; Ascomycota; Eurotiomycetes; Eurotiales; Aspergillaceae
Product: thioredoxin domain-containing protein
Exons: 1
Coding region: 1-675 (224 amino acids)
Cellular component (GO): cytoplasm
Source: RefSeq, a predicted model, not a curated record